Messenger RNA from Megalops cyprinoides (Indo-Pacific tarpon), 2155 nucleotides. RefSeq names its product dihydrolipoamide S-succinyltransferase (gene dlst). The transcript is spliced from 15 exons. Gene Ontology annotation, biological process: tricarboxylic acid cycle. Gene Ontology annotation, molecular function: dihydrolipoyllysine-residue succinyltransferase activity. NCBI's taxonomy places the organism in Eukaryota, Metazoa, Chordata, Actinopteri, Elopiformes, Megalopidae. The coding region runs from base 79 to 1491 and encodes 470 amino acids. The record is from RefSeq and is a predicted model, not a curated record. Gene Ontology annotation, cellular component: oxoglutarate dehydrogenase complex.
GGUCCGAGUGACUGCCGGGGCGUCGGUCUCUGGGUGGUUUGCUGGCGCUUGAUCGCGGUUGCUGUCACUUUAGCAGCUAUGCUGUCCCACUCCCGGUGUUUGACCCGGACUCUCGGGCGGUCGCUCUCUGCGCUCACCCAGAGUAACAGUGUGUUGGGGCGAAGGACUGUGUCGGGCCUCUCAGCCUGCAGUCGUGUUGCUUACAAGAACAGCCAUCCGGACCAUGACACCAGGCCCAGUGUUUUCCACAUGAGAUACUUCAAGACCUCCGCGGCCCGCAAGGAUGAAGUAGUUACAGUGAACACACCCGCGUUCGCAGAGUCCGUCACAGAGGGGGACGUGAGGUGGGAGAAAGCUGUGGGCGACACCGUUGCUGAGGAUGAGGUGGUGUGUGAAAUUGAGACUGACAAGACCUCUGUGCAAGUCCCCUCCCCUGCCGCUGGUGUGAUCGAGGCUCUUCUGGUUCCAGAUGGAGGCAAAGUGGAGGGUGGAACUCCUCUCUUCAAACUCCGGAAAGGAGCUGGUGCUGCCAAAGCUGCUGAUGCCCCCCAACCCGAGGCUCCAAAAGCAGAGGCCCCCGCGGCAGCUCCUCCUCCACCGCCAACCCCAACCCCAACCCCUCCCCCACCACCCCCGCCUUCUGCGGUGGGGCCCAUCCCCACUGCCAUGCCCCCUGUCCCUCCCGUGCCAGGACAAGCCAUCGACACGAAACCUGUGUCCGCUGUCAAGCCCAGUGCGGCCCCACCCCCUUCGGCAGGCCCGACGGAAGCUGCAGCCAAAGGGACCAGGUCAGAGCACAGGGUGAAGAUGAACCGUAUGAGGCUGAGAAUCGCCCAAAGGCUGAAGGAGGCGCAGAACACCUGCGCAAUGCUGACCACUUUCAAUGAGAUUGACAUGAGCAACAUUCAGGAGAUGAGAAAGGUGCACAAGGAUGCGUUCCUGAAGAAGCACGGUAUGAAGCUGGGCUUCAUGUCUGCCUUCGUCAAGGCGGCCGCACACGCGCUGGCUGACCAGCCUGCUGUCAAUGCCGUCAUUGAUGACACAACCAAAGAGAUUGUAUAUAGGGAUUACAUUGACAUUAGCGUGGCAGUGGCAACGCCAAAGGGACUAGUGGUUCCAGUGAUCAGGGGAGUGGAAGCGAUGAACUUUGCCGACAUUGAGAAAACCAUAAACGAGCUGGGAGAAAAGGCACGCAAGAAUGAGCUUGCAGUGGAGGACAUGGACGGCGGCACUUUCACCAUCAGCAACGGAGGGGUGUUUGGGUCCAUGUUUGGGACGCCGAUCAUCAACCCCCCUCAGUCUGCCAUUCUGGGCAUGCAUGGGAUCUUCGACAGGCCGGUCGCCAUUGGCGGCAAGGUGGAGAUCCGACCGAUGAUGUACGUGGCCCUGACCUACGACCACCGUCUAAUCGACGGCAGAGAGGCGGUGACCUUCCUGCGCAAGAUCAAGGCUGUUGUGGAGGACCCCAGAGUGCUGCUCCUGGAUAUGUGAUCUGUAGCAACACAACCAAGUCCAUUUAAAAACUGCUCCUCCUACACAAGGCAAUGGUUAUACCCUUCUCAGUGGUCCUUAUCGCAACUGAUCUAUUAUACUGGUUAAACACAGAGCGGGAAGUGAAUGUUCUAAGGAUUCAUUCACAGGUGAAAAAGCUGGUUUGAAGUUCUGCAUGGGUUUGAAUGGCAAAGAAUUUCUUGCUGAUGUACAAUAUAUCACAGGCCAGGGUUUCAGUGGAACAGGUUCCUGCUUAGUGUGAAGGCUCCUUUUUCAGAACUCAAUAAAUGUAUGAAAUGUUAGUUCAGUUAAUUGUAAAUUGCAGAGACAAGCUUGAAUAUGUUGGUGUGUGCGUGUGUGUGUGGGAAGGGGGGACAAACCACAUGUUUAACACUUUAUAUGGGAAGAGUCAUUACAAACCAGAACCACUACUUGUAAGAUCUUCAAGGUACAGUUUUUUUUUUUAAUAUAUUUUGGUACAACAUUUUCAAGUGUUGGUAUUAGUAUUGGAGAUGCACAAGUCAGCAGUAUGUCUUUCACACAAGUUAGAAAUCUGAGUCAUUGAUCACCCUGAGAAUAGAUUCUGUCUGUGCUGUAUACAAAACAUGUAACUAUUUAAGAAAAAGGAUUUUAAAAACAUUAAAAAAAACACAAUACACUUGUA